CCUGUUCCCUACGUUUUCACCCCCCCCCUCCGAUCAUCUCACCUGCAAAUUUAUUGAGGACAUCCACCGCUGCUAGCUGUUGUGACGGUUGGCUUUCGCACCUCUUCCCUUUUCAACCUCCGGUCCUGUUGAAAUGGGCGUCGCAACAAAUCAGCGAUCUCGUCUAAAAUCACGUUCGGUCAAUCACUCUAACCUCUACCCAUCAACAUCAAAUAGUGUUUAUCAUAGUUCUCGAAGUCAAAAUCCCUUCCACCCGCGCCCUUCUAAUAGAUUCCCCAACAUGCCCGCAUUAUCGGAUCCCAAAACUACGUCCGCAGCUGGUCAAGGUCUACUGAUCGGUUUGCUCUCGGCUUUUGGAUCAGCGGCCUUGGUAGGAAUAAUCAUCGUCAUCAUCUAUCUUUUUCGGAACACAUCACGGGGAAGGAUAUGGUUGGAUAGGAUAGGGAGGCCUGGAGAGUAUGAUGAUGAACAGGCUCUGGCAAGGGAGGAGGCGGAAACUUUGGAACAGAUGGACGAGAUUUCGAGACAAGAGUACUUGAGAGCGAAGGCGUUUAUCGAAGCAAACCCUCCUGAUUCUGUUCCAACCGACAUAUCCCUAUCGCAGUUCUUGGCGAUUCAAGAGAAAGGUGUUUCGGCGUGGGAAUUUGAGGCCGAGCUAGAGAUUGCCAACUGCUUUGUGGAAGCGCGGACAGAGAUUGAAUUUUACGAUUCGGUUUGUUCGGUCCAAAGUAACCUCCCCGUUCCAAAACAGAACGAAGUCUACUACUGGGAAGCGAAACUUUACGAAAAGCCGGAGAAUACUUUGCUAAGUAUUGGUAUGUCGACCAAACCUUAUCCAAUGUUCCGGUUGCCAGGUUGGCAUAAGCACUCAAUCGCGUACACCUCCUCUGGCCAGCGACGACACAACCAACCGUUCCACGGCACACCAUAUGCUCCUUCGUAUCACCAAGGCGAUGUUAUUGGUGUUGGUUACCGCCCAAGGACCGGAACAAUAUUUUUCACCCGGAAUGGCAAGAAGCUUGAAGAUGUUGCUCACGGACUGAAAUCCCUCAACUUAUUUCCAACUGUCGGCGCCAAUGGCCCUUGCACUGUUCAUGUAAAUUUUGGUCAAUUAGGCUUUGUGUUCAUCGAAGCAAACGUGAAGAAGUGGGGGCUUGCACCAACCACCGGAAGCUUGGCGCCUCCACCGCCUUAUGGAAGCGAGCAAGGAAGUAUCUUGUUGGAAACUGGGCAGAGAGGACAAAGCCCUAGUGGAUAUUUUGAAUCACAGGCUCCACAUCAGCAUGGACGGGGACGUAGCGGAAGUACUUUGCAGACCGGUCUUGCGAAUUCUGGCAGAGCAGGCUCAUCUGCAGUCAGUCCCACAUCGCUGGGACCGGAAAGAAGCCCAACGGAUAUCUCAUUGGCCAAUAUCAAUGUUUCCCCAUCGACCCAUACUGGAGGAAACAUUGUUCGGCAAAACAGCCCCCCACCCGAUUAUACCAGCCAAUCGUCGAUGGGGAGCAGUAGUAGUGAGGAUGAUGAUGACAGUGAUGAGGGAAGCAGAAGAAGGUUGGAAAGGGGUGUGGAAAGGGAACGGCUCUUGCGACGAAGUCCUACGCCAGCGUAUAGGGACGUGGUUUCGGACUUUCCUCCUUGGGCAGCUGGAGGGAGAAGCAGGAGUGGCAGUGCCCCGGCUGGCCCUAGCGGGAGUGGGAGGAGGUUCUAGGGAGGGGGGAAAAAUGGCAAAGAAGGAGGAAGAGAGUAGGUGCUCACCACAAUAUUUGGAUGAAGACCUUGGUUGGCCUCAUUACCCAAAAGCAUGACUUGGACUUUUUUUUCUUUCCUUUUCUCUAUUUUUAUGUCUUUCUCUUUUUUUAUACUCUAGGUGCUGGGUUGAUGUUCAUGAAAAAUAAUUUUCACUUUUUUGUUGUCUUUACUCUCUCGGGGAUCUCAUAUUUUCUUUUCAUUCUUGCUUUUUUGCUUGGGACCGGUUUUUCUAAAGCGCAUUUAGUGUGGCUAAAGGAUGUUUGGAGGGUACAUUCUGGUUGGGUAGGCUGCUGUUAACAGGUGAGCAGAUGAGGGAUGUGUGUGCACACCGGUGAGUGAGGGGUGGGGGGAAUCAAGC
Molecule: messenger RNA, 2107 nt
Organism: Tuber melanosporum (Perigord truffle)
Lineage: Eukaryota; Fungi; Ascomycota; Pezizomycetes; Pezizales; Tuberaceae
Exons: 3
Coding region: 281-1708 (475 amino acids)
Molecular function (GO): protein binding
Source: RefSeq, a predicted model, not a curated record